AUGGUGACCAAGAAAAUCCGCACAGAAUACAUGAAGAAGUUCAGGGACCCUAAAUGGGAGACCUUCUCCAAAUGCUACGAGGAUUCUCUGAAGUACCGUCUGACCCGGCGGGUGAUGGAGCAUUCACAUAAACCCUGGUUCUGGGAGGGCUGGGACAACAGCUCCGACUCCAGCGGCUGGUCCACGCCGAGGGUGACCCGGAACAAAGUGGCCCCCCUGUCCAUCCCUCUGCAGCCACCGACGGCCUCAGAGGUCAAACAGAAGAUGUGGGAGCUGAAGUCCAGCCCCAAACCGCCACCUUCUGAGGACGGAGAGGCUGAAGUGGGAUCUGCUGAAGAACCAGCUGCAGACGAUGCACCGAACACAGCAGCAGCGGCUCUGAGCACCAUCGGACCGGCAGAUGAAACGCUGACAGACAACGGUCCGGCCGACACAGCGUCUUCUGACGGUGAAUCUGUAAAGCCAACGCAGAAACGACGUCAUCGCCGCCGCAUCCCUCGCGCCGAGCUGGGACACCGAGACGGUUCCCAUGACAACAAACCGGCUGCUGUCCGCAAACCUCCGAGAGCGAAGAGCCAACCGCCGUCCUGCUGCAAGGAGAAGGAGAACUGGCGGCCGUCUAGUCAGCUGGACUUAUCUGAGAGACACAUGGAGGUCAGGAGGACGACGAAUGAUAGCCACACGGCCGACGCCUGCGUUCAGACCCGCCGCGAGUCCGACAAGCGGAUCUCCAACCUGGACCGGCGGCGUGCGAGGUCAGCUGACCUGGACAAGCUGAGGCGGUCGCAGCUGACGGUGGCGGACGACCGCUGGAUGACGGAGUACAUGCGCUGCUUCUCCGCCCGGCUGAGGUAGAAGCAGG
This is a messenger RNA of Scomber japonicus (chub mackerel), 862 nucleotides long. RefSeq names its product centriole, cilia and spindle-associated protein a (gene ccsapa). Gene Ontology annotation, biological process: regulation of mitotic spindle assembly. The record is from RefSeq and is a predicted model, not a curated record. Lineage: Eukaryota; Metazoa; Chordata; Actinopteri; Scombriformes; Scombridae. The coding region runs from base 1 to 855 and encodes 284 amino acids. Gene Ontology annotation, molecular function: microtubule binding. The transcript has 3 exons. Gene Ontology annotation, cellular component: centriole; cytoskeleton; spindle.